Molecule: messenger RNA, 2913 nt
Organism: Ogataea haglerorum
Lineage: Eukaryota; Fungi; Ascomycota; Pichiomycetes; Pichiales; Pichiaceae
Exons: 2
Coding region: 1-2913 (970 amino acids)
Biological process (GO): regulation of DNA-templated transcription; double-strand break repair
Cellular component (GO): Ino80 complex
Source: RefSeq, a predicted model, not a curated record
AUGCCUCUUCUUCGCAGUUCCAGACGGCUGCGGAGCGAUUUCGGCGAGCUUCCGGCGGACUACGCGGACGAGUCGCACGACGAGGAGAUCCCGCAGGUCGACCUCGACGAGGUGGAACAUCGAGCUUGCGCGCGACAUCAUCCUGGAGCACGAGCGGCGCGCGGCAAACGGCACGCCGCGCCGGCUGGACGACCGUCCGCUGUGGAUGAAGGUUGUAGACUCCGUCACGAUCACGCUGUUCCCCAUCAUCUUCAUCCGCAUCGUCAAGAACCUGCUCAGCGUGUCCUCCUUCUCGAUCGACGUGGUGCAGGACACGUUCGACUACAUCGAGUACGUGCAGGGCGCAGAGCGUGCGCGCGAGAACAGCUCGCUGCUGAUGAAGUUCGGCCAGAUCCUGAUGGCGGAGUUCCCUGGGCUGAGCAACAACGUGAUCAUUGUGCUCACGCUGGCGGUGUUCUACGUCUACACGAUCGUGUUCUCGAUGUUCAUGGUGACGUCGUUUGCGUUUCUGAUCCUGUGUCUGACGUGGUCGCUGGGGAAAAGGUGGCAGGGCAUCGAGAAGCUGGUGAUGGGGAUAAUCGCGGACGGCGAGGGCUGUAUAUAGAAAAAAUAAUUCGCUAUUUUUUACUCAUUGUUUCCAUGGACAAAAGACCGUUCGACCAGCUAGACCCGGAGUCCACGCCGACGCCCAUGUCCGAGACGCCGUCCAAGCGGGCGACGCCGGACCCGGCGGGCACCACCGUCAGCGGCGGCUCGUCCAAGGUGCCGGCGCACGUUCUGCAGAAGAGACGAGAGGGCCGUUUGAGGGCGAUGGAGAAGCUGCAGAACCGGCUCGACGAGCUGGGCAUCAAGCGCGUGGACCAGGAGAACGCGCUCAAGUUCAGCUCCAUCCCGCUCAUCCAGGCCAUCAACCAGAAGAACUACUACACCGACUACCUCAAGAAGGACGACCAGGUCAUGAUGAUACGCGAGAUGCGGCAGCGGCUGCUGGAGGCGCGGCUCGCGAAGAAACAGGCCGAGCUCGAGCGCAAGCAGGAGUCGCAGAACAUGAUCAACAAGAUCAACACCCACGGCUUCGACUUCGACGACAACGAGGACGACGACGACGACGACGACAACGGCAAGAUGGGCUCGAGAAUCAUAGUUCUGCACCCGGGCUCCGCCAAUAUCCGGAUCGGUCUGUCCAGCGACGUCGACCCGCUCGUCGUCCCCAACAUGGUGGCCCACAGACGGCCUGCUCCCAAAGCAAGUGUGGACCCGCAGCGGCGCGAGGACGAGAACGGCGACAUGAGCAUUGCGGACGAGCACUUUGUCGCUGCGAAGCGCACCGUGACGUCCAAUUUCAAGGAGCGGAUGAAGUUCUACAAAAGACGCAUUCUGCCCAACUCCAACGAGCAGUGCUACAACUACAACAAGCGCGUGCAGCCAGAGACAAUUCCCGAGCUCGACGACGUGCACAAGCUGGACUACUUCGAGAAGGUGCGGGAGAAUUACGUGACGGGUGCCGACGUGCUGAAGAUCAAAGACCUCGAAAACUGGCAGGUCAGAAGCCCGUUCCUCAACGGCAGGUUCAACGACAAGGACGUCGCGUACCGGUCUGAGCAGGACCUGCUCGGCGACGUUAAGCUGAUUCUGACCGACGCGCUCAAGCGGUUCAACGUGUUCAACAGAAAGACCCUCAACACGUACAACUGCGUGCUGGUCAUCCCCAACCUGUACGACAAGGUGUACUGCGAGAAAAUGGUCGGCUUUCUGUUCAACCUCGGGUUCGGCCAGGUCGCCGUGUUCCAGGAGGGCCUGGCCGCGACGUUUGGGUCCGGCGUGAGCUCUGCGUGCGUCGUCGACAUCGGCGCCACGUCGACCAAGGUGUGCUGCAUCGAGGAAGGCUACAUUUUCCCGGACUCGGUGGUGGAACUGUCGUACGGCUCGAACGACAUCACGCGCGCGCUGAUCAAAAGCCUGAUUGGCCAGCAGUUCCCCUACAGAAACAUCAACCUGAACGAGCUCCGCGAUUGGACGCUGGCGACCCAGCUCAAGGAGAACAUUGUUACCUUCAACGACGCCAACGUGGCUGUGCAGAUCUUCAAGUUUGUGAACAGGCGGCCGGGCCAGCUGAGCGAGAAGUACGAGUUCAAGUCGUUCGACGACGUGAUGGUGACGCCGAUGGGGCUGUUCUACCCGGAGCUGUUCCUAGAGGCCGGCGAGGCGCGCGAGGAGAGCACGGUCCUCGGCAAGUGGUCGCCGAAUAAAAAGCUGACUGCGGGCCUGAUGGGCAGCCAAGUCGCGAAAAGCACGGCGCAGAAGAACGAAACGGAGCGGAAGCUCAUCUCCGAGAUGGACACCAAAGACCUGAUGGACCAGCUGGUGAGCAGUGCGGGAGAGGAAGCGGAAGCCGGCGACGGCGAGACGGACGACAAAGUGACGCAGACCAACGACUUCCGCGUGAACAUGACGCCGUUGGACAAGGCGAUCAUCGAGUCGAUCACGUACGCGGCCAGCGGCGACCAGCAGCGGCUCGAGAAGCUCUACCAGAACAUCCUCAUUGUUGGCGGCGGGUCCAAGAUCGAGGGUUUAGACACGAUUCUGGUGGACAGACUGCAUCUGAACCGUGCGCCGCUGCUCGCCUCCAGUAAACUGGCCGAAAUCACGAAGCAGGUGCAACAAUGGAAGGACAAAGAGAAAGCGUUGAGCGAGGAGCACGUUCAGGAGAUAAACAAUAAGGUUGCGUCCGGGGGUGUGACGACGAUCGAGAUCAUUGCGAACGACGAGAACCUGGACCCAUCGAUGCUCGUGUGGAAGGGCGCGUCUGUGUUUGCGCGGCUGAAGAUCGUGGAGGAGAUGUGGAUCGGCGAGAAGUACUGGGACAUUUUUGGCGGCCGCGCGCUGAGCUACACGACGCUGUUUAACUACUAG